CCAUCCCCAGGCUUUGCGAUCAUUGAACAGCUGCCGCCCGAGGGCUGGGUAAAUCUUCAGCGGCCGGAAUGAUUAGCCGAGGGGGCGGCUCCGCCCCGGCCCGUCUUGGCCUCGCGCCCCGCCCCCGUGUCCCGCCCGCCUGUCCGCCUGCCUGGCUGCGGGGUGACACGGGGCUUCUCCUGGGGAAGGGGGCGAGGGAAGCAGGUUAGACUGCGGCUGGGCGGCGGCGGCGCGGCCCCUAAUAUUCAUUUAAUUGCCCAACUACCACUGAUGAAGAUAUGCUGGAGUAACUGCUGAAACUGCCUUUUUUUUGACAGUCCAUUUGUUUUACUUCUUUUUGCUUUUCCUGCUGCUAUGAGCUCUACUGUAAUGACUGAAAAACUUGGAAAAGAAAAUGAACAUGCUGUAGUCAUGAACAUAAUUUUUUUAAAGAAAAAUUAAAGUGCUACAGCGAAAGCCAGAAUGGCAUCCAGAGAGAGGCUUUUUGAACUUUGGAUGCUUUAUUGUACAAAGAAAGAUCCAGAUUACCUGAAGCUAUGGUUGGACACUUUUGUUUCUAGCUAUGAACAAUUUUUAGAUGUUGACUUUGAAAAGCUGCCUACCAGGGUAGAUGAUGUGCCUCCAGGAAUAUCUCUGCUCCCUGAUAAUAUUCUGCAGGUUCUGAGGAUCCAGUUGCUACAGUGUGUUCAGAAAAUGGCAGAUGGGUUAGAGGAACAACAGCAAGCCUUGUCAAUUUUGCUUGUCAAAUUCUUCAUUAUUCUUUGCAGAAAUCUAUCAAAUGUGGAAGAAAUUGGGACUUGCUCAUACAUUAAUUAUGUCAUCACCAUGACAACACUCUAUAUUCAGCAAUUAAAAAGCAAAAAGAAAGAGAAGGAAAUGGCAGAUCAGACGUCUAUUGAAGAAUUUGUGAUCCAUGCAUUGGCAUUUUGUGAAAGUUUAUAUGAUCCAUAUCGGAAUUGGAGACAUAGAAUUUCAGGACGAAUCCUUAGUACUGUGGAAAAGAGCAGACAGAAAUAUAAACCAGCUUCUCUCACAGUGGAAUUCGUUCCUUUCUUUUAUCAAUGUUUUCAGGAAAGUGAACAUCUCAAGGAAAGUCUUAAGUGUUGCUUAUUGCAUCUCUUUGGAGCCAUUGUAGCCGGUGGGCAGAGGAAUGCUUUGCAAGCAAUUUCUCCAGCCACUAUGGAAGUUCUUAUGCGAGUUUUGGCAGAUUGUGAUUCCUGGGAGGAUGGAGAUCCUGAAGAAGUGGGUAGGAAGGCAGAACUAACUCUGAAGUGCCUUACGCAAGUGGUACAUAUCCUUCUCAGUAGCAACUCUGAUCAGCGUCAAGUGGAAACCAGUACUAUUCUGGAGAACUAUUUUAAAUUGCUAAAUUCAGAUCCUUCAGCUUUACCUAAUCAAAGAAGGUCCAGACAGUGGGAAAGCCGAUUUAUUGCUCUACAGAUCAAAAUGCUUAAUACCAUCACAGCCAUGUUAGAUUGUACAGAUAGACCUGUUCUUCAGGCUAUUUUUCUUAACAGCAAUUGCUUUGAACAUCUCAUAAGACUGCUACAGAACUGCAAGCUAUUUUUAAAUGCUAACAAUAAGGUGGCAGACAAGAACGAGAAAGACCUUGCCAACAAAUUACUGACAGAAAUGAAUGAGGACCAGGUGUUUCAGGGACAAUUGGAUUGUUUGGCCAUAUCAACCAUUCAGGCUUUGACAGCAGUAAUGAACAAAUCUCCAGCCGCUAAGGAAGUAUUUAAAGAAAGAAUUGGUUAUACACAUAUGUUUGAAGUAUUAAAAUCCCUGGGCCAGCCACCACAGGAAUUACUUAAAGAACUCAUGAAUAUGGCUGUAGAGGGUGACCACACUUCAGUUGGGAUUUUGGGCAUUAGUAAUGUCCAACCUCUCUUGCUUCUUAUCCAGUGGCUUCCAGAAUUACAAUCCCAUGACCUACAAAUCUUCAUCUCUGAUUGGCUGAAAAGAAUUUGUUGUAUUAAUAGGCAGAGUCGAACUACUUGUGUCAAUGCAAACAUGGGCAUUAGAAUUAUUGAAUCACUUGACUCCCAUUCUUCCCUCCAUCAAACUUGUGCUGAGAACUUGAUUGCAAUCCAUGGUUCCUUGGGGAGUCAGUCAGUGAGCUCGGAAGAAAUCCGUCGACUACUAAGAUUGCUGAGAGUGGAUGAAUCUGAGUCUGUUCACCCUUAUACCACUCCUGUGACUCGAGCAAUGCUGACAAUGGCCCGAAAACUAAGUCUAGAGAGUGCCCUACAGUAUUUCAAUUUGUCACAUAGUAUGGCAGGAAUUUCUGUGCCUCCCAUACAGAAAUGGCCGGGGUCUGCCUUUUCUUUCAGUGCUUGGUUUUGCUUAGAUCAGGAUCAAUUGACUCUUGGCAUUGCUAACAAAGGAGGGAAACGGAAACAAUUAUACAGUUUUUUUACAGGAAGUGGCAUAGGUUUUGAAGCCUUUAUUACCCAUUCAGGUAUGUUGGUCGUGGCGGUGUGCACAAAAAGAGAAUAUGCAACAGUUAUGCUUCCUGACCACAGUUUCUGUGAUUCCCUCUGGCACAACAUAACCAUUGUCCACAUGCCUGGAAAAAGGCCCUUUGGUCAGAGCUUCGUCUAUAUCUAUGACAAUGGACAACAGAAGGUUUCUGCCCCUCUCAGAUUUCCUGCCAUGAAUGAACCCUUUACUUCCUGUUGCAUUGGUUCAGCUGGGCAAAGAACCACCACUCCUCCACCAUCCCAGAUCCCAGAUCCACCUUUCUCUUCUCCUGUUACCCCUCAUCGGACAUCAUUUGGUGGAAUUCUGUCAUCAGCUUCCUGGGGAGGAACAACUGAAAAAUCAAAAUUAAUUACCAAAUUGAUAUCAGCUGGAACCCAGGACAGUGAAUGGGGGUGUCCCACUUCUCUGGAGGGUCAGCUAGGAUCUGUUAUAAUCUUCUAUGAAGCACUACAGGCUCCUCAGGUGAAGGCAUUAUAUUUAGCAGGUCCAAAUUGUUUAAGCCCUUGGAAGUCUCAAGAGUCUGACAUGGCUGACCUGCCUGCUAACAUCCUUCUUUACUACACAGCAAAGGCCUGCAAAAAUUCAAUCUGUCUUGAUUUAUCUACUAAUUGUUUGCAUGGAAGAUUAACAGGAAACAAAGUAGUGAACUGGGACAUUAAGGAUAUCAUAAACUGCAUAGGCGGGUUAAAUGUACUCUUUCCUUUAUUGGAACAAAUCAGCCACUUUAGUGAAGGACAGUUUCCUGAAGAAAAGAAUGAAAGCACAGUUCCUGAAUCAGUAACACCUGUUGAAGGAGAUUGGCUCAUAUUGACUUCCACAAAGGCCUCAGAGUCAAGACUAGAGAGAAACCUAGUCGCAACCUUUAUCUUGAUUGUAAAACAUUUUAUUCAGAGACAUCCUAUCAACCAGGACAAUCUUAUUCACUCCCAUGGAGUUGCAACUCUUGGUGCUUUACUUCAGAAGGUGCCAAGCACCUUGAUGGAUGUUAAUGUGUUGAUGGCAGUUCAGCUACUAAUUGAACAAGUAUCAUUAGAGAAAAAUAUGCAGCUCCUGCAACAAAUGUAUCAAUAUUUACUCUUUGACUUUAGUAUUUGGAACCGUGGAGAUUUUCCCUUUCGAAUUGGUCACAUACAGUAUCUUUCAACCAUCAUUAAAGACAGCAGGAGAGUUUUCCGAAAGAAGUAUGGUGUGCAGUUUCUUCUAGAUACACUUAGGAUUUAUUAUGGGAAUGGUUGUAAAUAUAAUGAACUAUCUCUCGAUGAUAUUCGAACAAUAAGGACUUCUUUGUAUGGACUAAUUAAAUAUUUUCUGUGCAAAGGUGGAUCUCAUGAAGAGAUACAAAGUAUUAUGGGGUACAUAGCUGCUACUAAUGAAGAAGAACAGCUCUUUGGAAUUUUGGAUGUGCUCUUCAGUCUCCUACGUACCAGCCCAACUCGAGGUCAGCUUUUCUUACUGCUUUUUGAACCAGGAAAUGCUGACAUACUGUAUGCCUUGCUCUUAAAUCAGAAGUACUCUGACAGACUAAGAGAAAUCAUUUUUAAGAUUAUGGAACAAAUGUUGAAAUGCACGAAUGUUUAUGAGCGUAGUAAACAACAUAUUCGACUCAGAGACGUUGGCUACUCAGGACUGGGACUCCUUCUUAAUGAAGCACUUGUUAAUACUUCUCUUAUUAAAAAUCUCACCAAUCAAAUCGUAAAUACAGAUCCUGUUAUUAAUUUCAAAGAUCUAUUAUCUGUGGUAUAUAUAUCUCACAGAGCACAUAUAAAUGUUAGAGUGGCCAUCUGCAGAAAGGUUUUACAAAUUUUGCAGUUUCACCCAGAUGCAGCACAUCAAAUAUCACAACAAGUGGGGUGGCAAGACACCUUAGUGAGGCUUUUUUUAAAAGCAAAAUUUGAAAAUGGAAAUACUCUUCAUAAGCACAGUAGAGCUGUUUUAAUGAAAGACAAUGAUAAGAAUAUGUCAACUGAAGAUACUAAGAAGAACUUUGAUGAAAAAACAGAUGAGGAAAAAAUCACCUCUUUUUCCUCAGCUAAGAUGUCUUCAGAUCAGUGGAGUUUGGAGGAUAGACGCUCUUUAGACUCAAACACACCAUUAUUUCAAGAAGAUAGCUCUGUGGGAGAAUUGUCUUUCAAAUCAGAGAAUCAAGAAGAAUUCUGGCAUAGCAACCCUUCACAUUUGAGUUUAGAUCUCAGUGGAAUUGACUCAUGUGAAAUGAGUGAUAGUGGAAGUCAAGUGCCAGACAGUCUGCCCAGCACACCAUCCCCAAUAGAGUCUACAAAAUCGUUUUCUGUGCACUCUGACAAAGAAAGCAGCAUCACAAAUGAUAUGGGCUUUAGUGAUGACUUCUCUUUACUUGAAAGUCAAGAGAGAUGUGAGGAAGAGCUUCUUCAAUUACUGACACAUAUUUUGAAUUAUGUAAUGUGUAAGGGACUAGAAAAGUCUGAUGAUGAUACUUGGAUUGAACGAGGACAAGUGUUUUCAGCAUUAAGUAAACCGGGAAUAUCCAGUGAGCUACUUCGACCAUCAGAUGAAAUAAAACUAAUUUUGCUACAAAAGAUGUUAGAAUGGGCAGUCUCAGAAAACAGAGAAGCGAAAACUAAUCCAGUAACUGCUGAAAACGCCUUCCGACUAAUGCUGAUCAUACAGGACUUUCUUCAGUCAGAGGGACUAGUUAAUCCAAACAUGUGGACUGAGAAGCUUUUAGAGGAUAUGAUGCUGCUCUUUGACUGCCUGUCAGUCUGGUAUUCUGAAAAUCCAUUAUGGGUAAAACUCUCUCAAAUUCAGAUCCAGUUGCUUCUAGGAUUCAUUGGAAGGGGUAAUUUACAGGUUUGUGCAAUGGCAUCAGCUAAGCUAAAUGCCCUUCUUCAGACCAAAGUGUUUGAAAAUCAGGAUGAAGCAUGUUACAUUUUAGGGAAGCUGGAACAUGUUCUAAGUCAAUCCAUCAAGGAACAGACUGAAAUAUACUCGUUUCUGAUUCCUCUUGUUCGUACCCUGGUUUCCAAAAUUUAUGAGCUUCUCUUCAUGAACUUGCACCUACCUUCUUUACCUUUUACCAAUGGUAGCUCCUCAUUUUUUGAAGAUUUUCAAGAAUAUUGUAAUUCAAAUGAAUGGCAAGUUUACAUUGAAAAAUAUAUUGUACCUUACAUGAAGCAGUAUGAAACUCAUACAUUUUAUGAUAGUCAUGAGAACAUGGCACUUUAUUGGAAGGAUUGUUAUGAAGCUUUAAUGGUAAAUAUGCAUAAACGAGACCGGGAAGGAGGGGAAAGCAAGCUCAAAUUUCAGGAGCUGUUUGUGGAGCCAUUUAAUCGAAAAGCACGCCAAGAAAACCUGAGGUAUAAUAAUAUGCUUAAACAACUUAGCAGUCAACAGUUAGCCACUGUUAGAUGCUGGAAAGCAAUAUACCUCUAUCUUACAUGUGAAAGGGGACCUUGGGCUAAAAGGAAACAGAAUCCAAUUCAUUGGAAGCUAGCUAAUGUAGAGAAUUAUUCCCGUAUGAGACUUAAGCUGGUACCGAAUUAUAAUUUCAAAACCCACGAGGAAGCUAGUGCCUUAAGAGAUAAUCUGGGUAUCCAACACUCACAGCCUUCCAGUGAUUCAUUGCUUUUGGAAGUAGUGAAACAAGUAAAAGUUAGUGAUAUGGAGGAGGAUAAAUUAGACCUUCCUGAAGAGGAUAUGACAGCUAGAGUAAACGUUGAUGAAAAAGAACAGGAACAAAAAGAAAAAUUGAUAUUGAUGGAAGACUGUGAACUCAUUACCAUAAUUGAUGUAAUUCCUGGCAGACUAGAAAUCACUACUCAACACAUUUACUUCUAUGAUGGCAGCAUUGAAAAAGAAGAUGGAGUAGGCUUUGAUUUCAAGUGGCCUCAUUCUCAAAUUCGAGAGAUUCACCUCCGGCGUUACAACUUAAGAAGAUCAGCCCUUGAGAUUUUUCAUGUUGACCAAUCCAAUUACUUUCUCAAUUUCAAAAAAGAGGUUAGAAACAAAAUAUAUAGCAGACUGUUGUCACUUCAUUCUCCAAAUAGUUACUAUGGAAGCAGAUCACCACAGGAGUUAUUCAAAGCGUCAGGAUUGACACAGUUUCCCUGGAUUUUACAAGAUUAUACUUCAGAAGAGUUGGACCUUAAUAACCCUGCUGUAUUUCGAGAUCUUUCCAAACCAAUUGGGGUAGUUAACGAUAAAAAUGCCAAAGCUAUGCGAGAAAAAUAUGAAAAUUUUGAGGAUCCUAUGGGAACUAUUGAUAAGUUUCAUUAUGGUACUCACUAUUCAAAUUCUGCAGGGGUCAUGCACUAUCUCAUUCGUGUAGAACCAUUCACCACCCUCCACAUCCAGCUUCAGAGUGGAAGAUUUGACUGUGCAGAUCGACAGUUUCAUUCUAUUCCUGCUACCUGGCAAGCUCUCAUGGAUAAUCCAUAUGAUGUGAAAGAACUCAUUCCUGAAUUCUUCUAUUUUCCAGAGUUUUUGGAAAAUCAAAAUCAAUUUAACUUGGGUCGGCUGCAAGUUUCCAAAGAAUUAGUAAAUGAUGUCAUUCUCCCCAAAUGGGCUAAGUCAGCUGAAGAUUUCAUCUAUAAACAUAGGAAAGCUUUGGAAUCUGAAUACGUUUCAGCUCAUCUUCAUGAAUGGAUAGAUCUGAUCUUUGGCUAUAAACAGAGGGGACCAGCCGCAGUAGAGGCGCUCAACGUUUUCUAUUAUUGUAGUUAUGAAGGAGCUGUGGAUCUGGAUGCCUUAACAGAUGAGAAAGAAAGAAAAGCCUUAGAAGGGAUGAUUAAUAAUUUCGGGCAAACACCUUGUCAACUGUUAAAGGAACCACACCCUCCAAGAUUAUCAGCAGAAGAAGCAGUACAGAAGCCGACCAAAAUAGACACUUCAACCCUAAACCUGUUUCAACACCUCCCUGAACUCAAGUCAUUUUUUAUAGAGGGGAUUAGUGAUGGUAUUCCACUAUUAAAGGCCACUGUCCCCAAAAAUCAGUAUCGUUCUUUUAUGUCUCAAGGCAGCCCUGAGUUACUGAUAACAAUAAGUAUGAAUUAUGUUAUUGGAACCCAUGGAUGGUUGCCUUAUGACAGAAACAUUUCUAAUUACUUUACAUUCAUCAAGGAUCAAACUGUGACAAAUCCAAAAACUCAGCGCAGCAUGAAUGGUCCUUUUGCUCCUGGGCUAGAGGUCACUUCUAAGCUAUUUGUAGUAUCACAUGAUGCAAAGUUGCUCUUCAGUGCUGGAUACUGGGAUAAUAGCAUUCAAGUGAUGUCACUUACAAAAGGCAAAAUUAUCUCUCACAUCAUCCGGCAUAUGGAUAUUGUGACUUGCUUGGCUACAGAUUACUAUGGAAUGCAUUUGAUUUCUGGUUCCAGAGAUACUACAUGUAUGAUAUGGCAAAUAACACAACAGGGAGGUGUUCCUGUGGGCUUAGCAUCUAAACCUUUUCAGAUUCUUUAUGGACACACCGAUGAGGUAUUGAGUGUCAGCAUCAGCACUGAGCUAGACAUGGCGGUGUCAGGAUCGAGGGAUGGAACUGUGAUUAUACAUACCAUUCAGAAAGGUCAGUACAUGAGGACGUUACGACCACCUUGUGAAAGUUCACCGUUCCCGACCAUUCCCAAUUUGGCUAUAUCUUGGGAAGGACAUAUUGUUAUCUACUCCAGCACUGAGGAAAAGACCACCCUCAAGGAUAAGAAUGCACUACAUCUGUUUUCUAUAAAUGGCAAGUAUCUAGGGUCUCAAAUUCUGAAGGAACAAGUAUCAGAUAUAUGUGUUAUUGGAGAAUACAUUGUCACAGGAAGCUUACAAGGAUUCCUGUCUAUAAGAGAUCUCCACAGCUUGACUCUCAGCAUCAACCCGUUAGCCAUGCGAUUGCCUAUCCAUUGUGUUUGUGUAACCAAAGAAAACAGCCAUAUUCUUGUAGGUUUAGAAGAUGGCAAAUUGAUUGUAGUUGGUGUUGGCAAGCCAGCUGAGAUGCGUUCAGGUCAACUCUCUCGAAAAUUGUGGGGAUCGAGCAAGCGGCUUAGCCAGAUUUCAGCUGGAGAAACUGAAUAUAAUACUCAAGAUUCUAAGUGAUUGUUAUUCCAUUUUCUGUUACGAUUACUGAAACCUGAUUUAUUGCUUUGUCACUUUAACCAUAUCUCUCAACUCCGCAAUGUUACAAGGCUUUUAUCCCUGAAAAUCAUUUAGGAUAACCACAAUUUACUGUGGUAUAUAAACUAAUUCUUGGUCUAUACUAAGAUGGAAAUGUAUUUGAUUUGAUUUGAUUUAGUGGCCCAUUCCUAAAGGUCAUUGUAUCCAUUUUUAAAACAAAAUUCUAAAAUAAGAAAAUUAGGUUCAAUUUGGUUAUUAUUCCAAAUGAUAAAAUUUAAGAUUUUUCUAACAAAAGAGUACAGAUAAUGGGACAGUUGAGAGAGAUGGCUUUAAAUACAUUCUUAAGUAAUCAUUUUCCUAUUUACUGACCACUAUAAUAAAAAUAUAUCAAUUUAUUUAUUGAACUCCUGACUGGGGAUAAUAUUUUAAAGGUAUCUGUUGCACACUUGGAUUUUCAGAACUCAGUAAAAGUUACAGGUUUGCAUGGUAAGAGUAAAAUAAGAAUAUUGAAACUGGUACAUUAGCUCAUUCUACUACUACUUAGUAUGUUACUGAUGAGAAGUUACUGAAAUCUAUUAUUGUCCUUAAAUAAUAAAAACUGAGUAGAAAAAGAGGAACUAGAGAUACAUUUUACAGAUGUAUUUCCUUAAUAAUUUAAUUAAGCAGAAGUGCUAAUUGUGAUUUUGUCAGUUGGGUCUUUUAAGUAGCAUUUGCAGCACAAUUUACAUUUGCAAAGUACAGAAUUUCUUGACUCCUUCGCUAAGCAAAUACUGUUUUACUCUAAUAAUUUUUUUUUUUAAUUCUAUUUUGUGUUUUAGGAUUAUAGCUAAUUUUAUUAUAUAAUGUUAAAUGUUAAGUUAUGCUUGAUUACUAAGAUCUUAAAGUAAAAGCCUGAUUUAUUUAAUUUGGAAUUCAAAGACAUUGUUAAACUUAGAUAUUUUUUGUAAGAUUAUCUUUUGGGUUGGGUCAGAGAGGUUUUACAACUACCAGUGUUUUUAAUCCAAGAUUCUAUGUAUUUGAGGGAGCUUGUGAAUCCCUUUGAAAUUUUGCAGAGAUUUUGUAUGUUAAAUGCAUUUUCAGGAUGGAAUGCUUCCAUGGCUUUCUUUAAAGGGAUCUGUGACCAGGAAAAAAAAAAACUUUUAAAAUCAAGUAAUAAUAUUCUUUUUGUUCCACAAAUCAUAGAUGUCCUUAUAUCCAAUUGUCUUCUUAAUUGAAUCAUAGAGAAAUUAUUCCUUUGCAAUUUCACUCUCUUGUUGACCACAGUAUCCAGUGCCCUUUUCUUUAUAGUCUUUUGAGUGAGUUUAAAAAAAAAAAAAAAAAAGUAAGAAAUAAAUGAUUCUGUUUUGGGAAACUUUUGAAUAGAUUUGAUUUGAUGUGAGUCAGGGCUAGUAAAAAG
Messenger RNA from Cebus imitator (Panamanian white-faced capuchin), 9949 nucleotides. RefSeq names its product neurobeachin like 1 (gene NBEAL1). The coding region runs from base 463 to 8535 and encodes 2690 amino acids. Gene Ontology annotation, cellular component: cytosol; membrane. The record is from RefSeq and is a predicted model, not a curated record. Gene Ontology annotation, molecular function: protein kinase binding. The transcript is spliced from 55 exons. NCBI's taxonomy places the organism in Eukaryota, Metazoa, Chordata, Mammalia, Primates, Cebidae. Gene Ontology annotation, biological process: intracellular protein localization.